UCAGAAGAGCACAUUUAUGUCUUUAAUCCCAACUAACUUCCAUAAAGUCCACAAACACAUGAAGUCAAUCCGAAUUAAAGUGCAUUUCAAAUGGAAACUGUUGCGUUGUGUAUCAGACGCGCUCUGUGCUGACAGUGAGCAGGUGAAGGGGGCGGGGCUAAGCGAGGAUUGCGUGCGCGGGCUGUCAAUCAAAUUAAUCCCCGCCUCUGAAACCAAUAGCAACCGGAUGUUUGGAUACCGUUCACGCUGUUUAGUCGGAAUAAAGUUGUUUUUUCUAUAUAACAACGCCAUAAAUCUCUUAAUCAGAGACAUGAGUUCAAAGAGACCCAAGAGCAAAGAGGCCCGUAAAAUCAAGGGAAAAGAUAAAAAAAAGGAGAAUAAUUUUCCCACCGCAGAUGAAGGUGCAUCAGAACCUGAUCAUCCCGACUACAUCUUCCCACUGGUCCUGACCUCUGCCACACAGGAGCUGUUUGGUUGCCGGUCAGAUGAGGAUUUAACCGGAGAAAAUCCUUACAAGCUGCUGAAAAAAGAAGACAUCAUACAGGACAUGAAAACCAGAGCGUCCGUGUCUGACUUCAGCCCCAUCAAACAAUUAGUGCUGGACUACCCUGAAGAUGAACUUCUGCUGGUGUUCGACAGAGACUUCAUAUACGGACAGAGCUUCUAUCUGCCUUUAGUACAGGGUGAUGAUGAAGAGCAGAUAAAGCAUGAAGAGGAGGAGGAGGAGGAGAUGAUCAUACCAAAAACUCCAGAGUCUCACCCAUGGAUCUCUCUGGGAAGCGAGCAGGAGAUCGAGGAAGAGUCAGUCACAGAGUCCAGACCCAGACUCAGGUAUAAGAUCUCUCCUCUGCUGCGGCGCUGUGGUGCUCCGGUGUGUUUCUCCGACCGCAGCGCUCUGGACGGGAAGGAGGGAUUCAUGGAGUGCCCGUCAUACCAGGACAAGAGCUUCAGCAUCAGAGAGAUGGAGAGACACACGGCCAUUCAGGCCUCCAGCGACACCAAACACUCAUCCACUCAGACACUGUGGAAGUACCCAAGGAACAUGUGGACCCAGUACGAGUCCCGAAAGUUCGGCCCGGAGGAGAAAGAACAUCACCUGCGAUCAGAAAACCUGAAGAACUUCAUCACAUCUGUACUGAUAAGGUUUGAAAUCUCCCUGCAGCAGAAUCACAUCACUGAUGUUUUCUGUGACGACUGGACGGCACUGUGUGAGGAGGACGGCGCGCUGACGGGGAAAACAGAGACGCAGCUGAAGGAAUAUCAGUCCUUCAUGGACCUUCACUUCAGCAAAGAGAAAACCAUCAGCCACAUCCACUGGCAUCCCACCAUCAGCG
Molecule: messenger RNA, 1334 nt
Organism: Sinocyclocheilus anshuiensis
Lineage: Eukaryota; Metazoa; Chordata; Actinopteri; Cypriniformes; Cyprinidae
Product: WD repeat-containing protein 63-like
Exons: 9
Biological process (GO): inner dynein arm assembly; cilium movement involved in cell motility
Cellular component (GO): inner dynein arm
Molecular function (GO): dynein heavy chain binding; dynein light chain binding
Source: RefSeq, a predicted model, not a curated record